Messenger RNA from Aspergillus wentii DTO 134E9, 1869 nucleotides. RefSeq names its product Zn(II)2Cys6 transcription factor. Gene Ontology annotation, molecular function: carboxy-lyase activity; zinc ion binding; DNA-binding transcription factor activity, RNA polymerase II-specific. The record is from RefSeq and is a predicted model, not a curated record. NCBI's taxonomy places the organism in Eukaryota, Fungi, Ascomycota, Eurotiomycetes, Eurotiales, Aspergillaceae. Gene Ontology annotation, biological process: DNA-templated transcription; regulation of DNA-templated transcription. The transcript is spliced from 6 exons. The coding region runs from base 83 to 1834 and encodes 583 amino acids.
ACAAAUUCCAUUUCCACCAACAUGUCUAUAUUCCAUAGCUCUUUGUCAGUUCAUAAAAUCUAUCGCCGGAUCUUGAUAUACAAUGUCCGAGCAAUCCGAGGCACCUCGAGACCGUCCUCACAAUUCCUACCCCUAUGAUACCGGGCUGGUCCGGGAACUGCUGAAGCGGAAGCGCAAAGUCCGGGGCAUCAAAUCCUGCUUUCCAUGCCGGCACCGGAAGGUCAAGUGCGAUGGAGAAUCACCAUGUGAAAGCUGUGUCAGGAGGGGACAUGAGGAGCUGUGUCGUUUUCCAGGGGAGGGAGGAGAUCUACCAGUAGAAAUAGAGAGUGCACCAGCAAAGCGGAUAGCCAAGGGACAUACUUCUAAUGAAGAUCUGAUAAACCGCCUGACAGCCAUUGAGUCGCAAAUAUCCUCUCUCAAGGCAGAUUUGCUCAAAUCAACAGUCUCUUCUCCGUCAGCCCAGGCUGCAACGGAACCAGAGGAAACAAGUAGAACACGUCGCUCUGGAAGUCACUAUGUCGAAGAUGCUACUGGAGCGACUAUCUAUCUGGGUAGCCACUCAGAUUCGCCCCUCGUCUUGGGAUGCCGGCGACAAGCAUCAUUGCCAUUAUCAUCGGCUUCUCCAGAUAUGAUGCUGCACAAUGUCAUGAUGGACCAGGUAGUUCCACGGGCCUAUCCCUUUACGAGUCUCUGGGGUCCAGAUGUAGAUAUCGCGGAGGUUUGUAAAACGCUGCCUGGUGAUGAGGAUGUCAUUCGGUACUGGCAGAUCUAUCAAUCGACUACACACCCCUUCUACCCAGCUCUCGUGACCAUCGACCAAUUCAACAUGUCACUAUUUGACUUCCUCGAUCGACGUGCCGAAGGACAAAAUGAUGCCCACCCUUCCUGGCUAGCACUCUUGUUUGCUGUGCUGGCAUGCGGAGUGCAGUUCUCAGAUGAUGCUGUUCAAGAGCGAGACCUACGCUCGAAGGUGUUUGUCUGUUCUUCUUUCCAGUGUCUGCGCAUGUCCAACUUUUUCAACCAGGCAGAUUUGGAUGAAGUCCAAACCAUGGCGUUGAUUGGAAAUUAUUCCAGGAACAAUCUGGACACAAACAGUUCAUGGAUUUUGAUGGGUACCACGAUGCGCCUGGCACAGAGUAUCGGACUGCAUGAAGCUGAAGAUCCAGUGCAAAAGCAACUAUGGUGGACACUCAUCUGGCAAGAUACUUCUCUCUCGUUUUCAUACGAUCGACCGACAAAUUCCACACCAAAAGUGACCAUUCCAUGCAUCGCGUCAAAUAAUGAGGGUUGCUCUUUUGCAGAGUCCGUCUUUACCAUCUGUCAGAUCAUCCUCGAUCGACGGGAUAAUCCCAAUACUACCACUACCCAAGUAUAUAAAGAGAAGAUGGAAAGCGUCCUCAUCAACGCGUCUCCUUUUCUGCAAGACAAGAAAUACUGCACGAGUCUGCAGAACCACCUCGAACGACUAGCACUGGGCAUUAAUCUCGGCUAUGCUAUCUGUAAAAUCGGACUUCCAUCUGAAAUGUCAGAAACAGUAGAUGAGAGCAUCAUCCAGCACGCCAAAAACGCCCUGCAGUGCUUCAUCGAUCUGCAUCGCUAUUCAGCCCGGGUUUGUCGAUCCUGGGCAUUUGUGCAUAACACAGUCAGCUGUGCGAUUGCAUUGAUGAAUCUGAAUAUCUCAACAGCCACAGACCUGGUGAACAGAUUGAUUGGAGUUCUAGAGAAGGAGCAGAAAGAAUCCGAGUGGUGCGACGGAGAUAUGAAUAAGAGGCAUUUUGGGCCGUAUUCAAGGGCCUUGAACGCGUUGAGAUGUGUACAUGAUAGGAAUCAGUAGAUGGGAUGGCCAUAACCAAUACAAGAACAGUUAAA